AUGUUAAAAAAUCCAGGAGCUGUUUUGGUUUUUAAACCAAACACUAAAAGAGAAGAAGGAAGGAAAACUCAGUUAUCAAAUAUACAAGCUAGCCGAGCAGUUAGCGAAAUUAUAAAAACUACAUUAGGGCCUAUGGCUAUGCUUAAAAUGAUGUUAGACCCAUUGGGAGGAAUUGUAAUAACUAAUGAUGGAAAUUCUAUUUUAAGAGAAGUUGAUGUAGCACAUCCAGCUGCUAAAUCUUUAAUAGAACUAAGUAGAUCACAAGAUGAAGAAGUUGGUGAUGGUACAACUUCUGUUGUCAUAUUAUCAGGAGAGUUAUUAAAUAUAGCUGAAACUUUCCUUAAACAAAACAUUCAUCCAACUAUUAUUGUUAAUUGUUAUAUGAAUGCUUUGAAUUGUUGUUUAAAAUAUUUAGAAGAAAUAGCUAUUGAAGUGAAUAUAAAUGAUGAAAGUAAUCUUUUAAAAGCAAUUGAUUCAUGUUUAAACACUAAAUUUGUAAGUAGGUAUAAUAAAAUUAUUAGUAAAUUAGCUUUAGAAGCAACAUUGUGUGUUAAAAUUGAUAAUAUUAUGGGUAAGAAAGAAAUAGAUAUUAAAAGAUAUGCAAAAGUAGAAAAAAUACCAGGAGGAGAAAUAACAGAUAGUUAUGUACUGAAAGGAGUUAUGAUAAAUAAAGAUAUUACCCAUCCCAAAAUGAGAAGGUAUAUAAAGAACCCAAGAAUUUUAUUGCUAGAUUGUACAUUAGAAUAUAAAAAAGCCGAAAGUCAGACAAAUGUAGAAAUUUUAGAUGAAAACACAUGGAAUCAAUUAUUAUUACAAGAAGAAAUAGAAGUAAAAAAAUUAUGUGAAUAUAUAAUUGAUAGUAAAUGUGAUGUAGUAGUAACAGAGAAAGGAGUAUCUGAUUUAGCUCAACACUUUCUCGUUAAAAAAAAUAUAAGUGUUAUAAGAAGGGUUAGAAAAACAGAUUUAAAUAGACUAGAAAGGAUUAGUGGUGCAACUAUUGUUAAUAGAUGUGAUGAAAUUGUAGAAAGUGAUAUUGGUACAAAAUGUGGCUUAUUUGAAGUAAAAAAAAUUGGAGAUGAUUAUUACUCCUUUUUUAUCGACUGUGAAGAUCCUCAUGCAUGUACUAUUUUGUUAAGAGGAUCAACAAAAGAUGUUUUGAAUGAAAUUGAAAGAAAUUUACAUGAUGGUAUGAAUGUAGCUAAAAAUAUUAUUCUUGAAGGAAAAUUAUUAUGUGGUGGUGGUUGCACUGAAAUGAGAGUUGGACAAAACUUAAUAAAACAAGCAAAAAAUUUUGAUGAUUCAAGAAAAAGUAUAACAGAAGCAGUAGCUAGUGCUCUUGAAAUUAUACCGAAAAUUUUAGCACAAAACUGCGGAGUUAAUGUAGUAAAAACUAUCAAUGAAUUAAGAAUAAAACAUGAAAAUCCAGGAGGAGAAAAAUAUGGAAUAGAUGGAAUAACAGGUGAGAUUAUCGAUGUUUCUACAAAAAAUAUAUGGGAUUUGCUAUCCGUUAAAAAGCAAAUUUAUAAAAGUGCGAUAGAAGCAGCUGCUAUGAUUUUAAGAAUUGAUGAUGUCGUUAGUGGUAUUGGGAAAGAUGAUAAAAAUCAAAAACAUAUUCAAAAUGAAUAUGAAUAA
Molecule: messenger RNA, 1632 nt
Organism: Plasmodium gallinaceum
Lineage: Eukaryota; Apicomplexa; Aconoidasida; Haemosporida; Plasmodiidae
Gene: CCT3
Product: T-complex protein 1 subunit gamma, putative
Exons: 2
Coding region: 1-1632 (543 amino acids)
Biological process (GO): protein folding
Cellular component (GO): chaperonin-containing T-complex
Molecular function (GO): ATP hydrolysis activity; ATP-dependent protein folding chaperone; ATP binding
Source: RefSeq, a predicted model, not a curated record